AGUUUGGAGAGGAAGCGGAAGGGAGCCGCGAAAAGCAACUAGUAGCGGAAUGGAGGCUGCUGCUGGUGAGCGUGCAGAGCCCGGAAACCUGGCCGGGGUGCGACAUAUCAUCCUUGUUCUUUCUGGAAAGGGGGGCGUUGGGAAAAGCACGAUCUCCACGGAGUUGGCCCUGGCUCUGCGCUACCAGGGCAAGAAGGUGGGGAUCCUAGAUGUGGACCUGUGCGGUCCCAGCAUACCACACAUGCUCCGUGCACAAGGCAAGGCAGUGCACCAGUGUGACAGUGGCUGGGUGCCCGUCUUUGUGGAUCAGGAGCAGAGCAUCUCCCUUAUGUCUGUGGGGUUCCUGCUGGAAAACCCUGACGAGGCCGUGGUGUGGAGAGGUCCCAAGAAACAUGCCCUGAUAAAGCAGUUUGUGUCUGACGUGGCCUGGGGGGAGCUGGACUAUCUGGUCGUGGACACACCUCCAGGGACUUCUGAUGAGCACAUGGCCAUUGUGGAAGCCCUGCGCCCCUACAGGCCCCUUGGGGCUCUUGUAGUCACCACACCACAGGCGGUGGCUAUUGGGGAUGUGAGACGGGAGCUGACCUUCUGUAAGAAGACUGGGCUGCAGGUGAUAGGGGUCAUAGAGAACAUGAGCGGCUUCACCUGCCCACACUGUGCUGAGUGCACCAAUGUCUUCUCCAGCGGCAGUGGGGAGGAGCUAGCCCGGCUGGCUGGGGUUCCCUUUUUAGGUUCUGUCCCCCUGGAUUCCCAGCUUACCAGGAGCUUGGAGGAAGGGCGUGACUUCAUCCAGGAAUUUCCCAGAAGCACUGCAUAUUCUGCACUCACGUCCAUAGCCCAGAGAGUUGUGCACAGGAUGUCUGCCAUGUGCUCCUGACCGCUGGCAGCCUUCUGGUGCUGCGCGCCUGUAAGGCCUGUAGGACUGUCUUGGGACCUGUAGUUGUUGGCCUAGGCAAUGGCUGGACUAUGCGAUUACACCCAUGCAGAGAUCUGCAGGCCCCCGUGUCCUUGGCCGACACUAGCUUCACUAUAGCUAGUCUAUAGCUGAGGGGAUAGCUUGUGUCCUGGUUCCUUGAGAUAAUAGCAGCCUUAACCUCCAGCCUAUAGGCUUUUGUCCAGUCCUAGUCACUUCUGCCCCGCGUCAACAGGCUGCUCUGGUAGCCACACCACACAGUAGCUGGCCAGUGCUUUCUCAUGGAGACUGACCCACACAUGCUGUGUUGUGAGCCUUUUGUGACACUGUGGUUUACAGACACAUCUGGUAACUUUACAGAACUCUGCUAUCAAACAUACCACCCCUUCUUAGGAAGGGCCUAGCGCCCAAACCCUCUCUCCUCAGUGAGACGGUUCUCGAUUCCCCACAUUCCAUGUCUGGAACAAGCAGUAUUAGUAAAGAUUAUAAAGGCCCUGAAGAUGUG
This is a messenger RNA of Mus pahari (shrew mouse), 1418 nucleotides long. It is a transcript of the gene Nubp2, whose product is annotated as nucleotide binding protein 2. Gene Ontology annotation, molecular function: ATP binding; 4 iron, 4 sulfur cluster binding; ATP-dependent FeS chaperone activity. The transcript has 7 exons. Gene Ontology annotation, biological process: iron-sulfur cluster assembly. Lineage: Eukaryota; Metazoa; Chordata; Mammalia; Rodentia; Muridae. The record is from RefSeq and is a predicted model, not a curated record. Bases 50 to 877 code for a protein of 275 amino acids. Gene Ontology annotation, cellular component: cytosol.